AUGUCAGAAAACGUGACAGAAAGUGACGCGGGCGCAUCCGCUGCUCUCGCCUCCUCCGGAGCCGCGAGACGCAUCGCGGUGCGGCUGCUCAUCGGAGCAGGCGGAAGCGGCAACCUUGGCGGAAAGUUGAGCGGAAGCGGCGGAAGUGGAAACUUUGCGGCACUUUCCGGUCCCGUAGGGACAACCAGUGGGGUUACCAGCGUUGCCAACAGCAGGCGUGGCGAAAGAUCCAUCGCUAGCGAAACCCCCGUCGCGGGCGGCGGAAGCCCAGACAGCCUCGCGGGGUGGGUAUCGAAUCCCAAGGACACCCGCAGGAGACUUCCGCAGAAGUCUGUUUCUGAGAGCGUGGAACGCGGCACAUCUUCCGGGACGACUGGAAGGAAAGGCCAAGCGAGCGCGUGGGAACAAUGCGACGACCUGAUGGUUGAUUGGCUGGGCUCCGUGGCGGAAUGCGGAUCUUCGGACGAAGCGGGCGGACCAGCGGGGGGAACUGCGCAAGUCGCCGGUCCGCGGCGUGGCGCGCAGAGCGCGCAGCAGGAGGGCCGCGCGGGAGGGCGCGGGGCCUCGGGUGCGCAGGAGGAGCGCGAGAGGCAGCGGGAGCGGAGCGGGGUGGAUCGGCGGAACUUGCUUUUCGCGAGGGAACGAGAGACCAUCCCUCGCGUUUGCUCAGACGAGAUCGCGCCGCGCCACCUUUCCCGCACGAACAGCUGUAUCGACCACCCCCGGCCGGAGCUGGUCGCGACGAAAGAGGAGCUGAUAACGGCCAAGGAGGAGCGCGACGCGCUGGCCAAGGAAAUGGAGGCGCUGCUCGAGUCCCUGUCAGCAUCGCCGCCGGCUGACGUGGCAAAUACAGGCAUGAGCGCCGCGCAGCAGCAGCAGCAGCAGCAGAGGGUGCAGCAGGCGGAAGAGGAGGCACGGCAGCUGCAGUUACUACUUGAAACCGCCAUGGCGGAGAGAGACAUGGCUGUGCGCCUCGCUGCCGCCACAGGAAGACUCCCUGCGGGGCUCAUUCCCUCUUCCAGCGUUGGCAGCAUGGCUCGUUCCUCCAGUGACGAGCCCUCGCCUCGCCUGCGCUUCACUCCCCUGGACGUCCGCUUCCGCACGUCAACCCUCAACUCCCGCUCCAAUUCCCCCUCGCCUGCUACUUCCUCCUCCCCCUUCUCUCCUUCCAUGAACUCCUACUCUCCCUCCGCCUCUUUCUCGCCUUCUGCGGCCUCCUUCUCGCCCUCCUCGUUCUCCCCUUCCAGUUCUCUCACUAACUCCCCCUCGUGUCUGUCUCCUGCCGGCCGCCCGAGUGCGUACGCACCGUCGCCGUUCCGCUCGCACAGCGAAUCUAGUUCGGGCAACCGUGUUGACACCAUAGCCAAGUCGUGGCUCGGCGCCGAACCUGCGGGGCAGCCUCGGCACGGGAUGAUGAGGAGCUCGAGCCGGGGGCUGGUCACAUCAGCCAUACCGAGCAUGGACCCUGGUAGUCCUUCCACCAAUGCUGGAUGGAGGGGAGCAGCGAACGGGGAGGUGCAUGUGGGGAAGGGGCACCUGAGGCGGACUUCAACUGCAGGAGGCGCCAUUGAAGCCAGGCGUGUGUUGGAAUCGCGAUCGCCCAUUUCGAUGAGCCGACCUGGAAGUGCCGAUAUAGGAGCGAUGCAGCAAGGGGCGGAGCAUGCUGUGGGGAGCAAGGCCGUGGAGAAAGGGGCGAAGAAGGGGGGGCUGAAGGGUAUACUUUCGCGCAAGUCCAAGCAAGUGAGAUGGUCGUAUGACUUCGACCAGGAAGGCGGUUUGUGA
Messenger RNA from Closterium sp. Naga37s-1, 1782 nucleotides. The record is from the annotation of a GenBank genome assembly. NCBI's taxonomy places the organism in Eukaryota, Viridiplantae, Streptophyta, Zygnematophyceae, Desmidiales, Closteriaceae.